UACUAAGCUUUUCUAACAAAUUUUCUUGUGCGUUUCUCCUCUCAUCUUUGUUUGAUCGAUAUUUCUACCAGUAAUAUAAUUUAAAAGGCUUAACGAAAUUUUGGUGAUCCAGUAAGGUUUGGAAGUGAGAAAUGGACGAAAGAACUGAACUUGUUAGUAAGAGAACUUUUAUGUUCACAUCUAGAACUGAAAUCAAUGCUUGGGAGAGACGAACCUUGUUGGAACGAAUACAGCUCAUCGCUUUAUUUGUGUUAGUAUUCAUACUAAUUAUUGUGAGCGUGACACUCACAUCACAGAAGCUAGCUGCUUAUGUUGAAGGCCACUCCGACUGUAAAACGUCCUUCUGCGUUAAAGCUGCUUCAAACAUUUUACACUCGAUCAACACCAGCGUUGAUCCCUGUGAAAAUUUCUAUCUAUUCGCUUGUGGAUCAUGGAUUAAAGAUAAUGUUCGGGUAACCGGAUCAAUCUCAAGCCUAUCAAAAAUGAACAACAAAUUAUUAUACAGAAUCUACGAGAUUCUCUCUCAACCGUCUGCUGCUAAUGACCCAGAACAUCUGAAAAAAGCAAAAGCUUUGUUUAACAGUUGCAGAAAUGAAACACACAGAGCAUCAGAGGGUGCCAGUGUACUGUUAAGGGAUCUUGAUUAUUUCGGUGGAUGGCCGGUUUUGAAAGGAGGUUCUUGGAAUGAAAGCAGUUUUGAUUGGAUCAAAGUUCUUCACAAGAUGUACAGACGCGGAUAUAACAAAGAUAUCCUGGUUUCCGUGAGGAUGAAUAUAGACGUAAAAGAUUCCAAAUCUUUAAUUCUCUUGAUCGACACAGCUGACUUGGGAGUUGACUCCAGAGAUGUUUUUAUUUCAGCUACUUCUGGUAACACCCGAUUUUCAGCAUAUCACACAUUUCUUCGUAAAACGACUUUGCUGUUAGGUGCUGAGUUAGAUACAAACAGCACUGAAGCGGAGUUGCAUGAAGCUUUGAAUGUCGAGAUUUUAUUGGCCAAUCUUUCCACCCCUAUUCAUAUAGAGGCUUUCCAAAACAUCAUGACGAUCGGAGAACUGAACCAACAACUACCAGAGGUUGACUGGCUUCGACUUGUGAACGGUUUUCUGCCCACAGCUGUUACCGAACAUGAAAAGGUAGUUGUACCAAAUAUGGCGUAUUUGAAGGCAUUCACUAAUUUUGUUACAACAUUGAAUGUAGGAGGAAAACGGGCUCUGGCCAAUUAUAUGAUGUAUCGAGCGGUUUUAUCAGCAGUUAUACAUUUAGACAAGCCUUUUCGGGAUUUAUACGAUGAGUUUCAGAGUGCUUUGCGUGGAUAUGAGUAUAACCCUGAUGUGUGGAUGACUUGCAGUGAUAUCACGUCGUAUUUUUUUGACCAUUCUUUGUCAUCCAUUUACGUUAAAUCUUACUUCCAAGAUGCUAGAAAACAUGCCGGUUUGGAUAUGACGGAGAAUAUACGACAUCAAUUGAAAGUUACUAUGGAAACUGCAACUUGGAUGGAUUUUACUACUAUGCAGAGAGCGUUGAGUAAGAUAGAUGCAAUGACAGUUACCGUCGGCUAUCCCGAAGAGAUUCUGGACGAUAAUGCUGUAAAUAAGCUUUAUGCAAAUGCUGAUGUCCAUGGAUAUCUAAAAUAUAAAGAUGAUUUAUCGCAGACUGAUGUCCAUGGAUAUCUAAAAUAUAAAGAUGAUUUAUCUCUAGAAUCACAGGGAAGAAAUUUACUCGUCGCUAAUGCUUAUUAUUCUGUCCAGGAAAACUCUAUUAGUAUCCCAGUAGGAAUUCUUCAAGCAGAUAUGUUUAAUGAAGAAGGAACAAGCUAUCUUAAUUAUGGAUCUUUGGGAACUGUGAUUGGCCACGAACUCAUUCACGGAUUUGACAAUUUUGGAUCUACCUUUGAUGAAGAAGGUAAUCUAAAUAACUGGUGGAAGAAGGAAACUUAUGAAAAGUUCAUGAAAAAGACGGAAUGUUUUGUGAAACAAUACAACAGUUAUGUUUUUGAGAAACUUAAUGUAUCGGUCAAUGGUACGAAGACUUUGGGAGAAAAUAUUGCAGAUAAUGGAGGGAUUCGCCAAGCGUAUAAAGCUUACCACCACUGGGUUUCACACAAUGGAUACGAACUGCCUUUGCCUGGAUUACCAUAUUCUGAGGAUCAACUUUUCUGGAUCAGCUUCGCGAUAAAAUGGUGUAGUGAAACAUCACCAUCACAACUGCUUGAGAACAUUUCACAUGAUGAACAUACACCAGCAAUGUAUAGAGUGAUCGGAAUAGUUUCAAAUAAUGAAGAUUUUGCAAGAGAUUUCAAAUGUUCUUCUUCAGCACCCAUGAAUCCCGAGAAUAAGUGUGUGGCGUGGCGUUGAAAUUAUUUGGAUACAAAACAAAGAGUGGCUAGAAAUGUAGCUGAGAGCAAUAAAAAUGUG
Messenger RNA from Limulus polyphemus (Atlantic horseshoe crab), 2414 nucleotides. RefSeq names its product neprilysin-11-like. NCBI's taxonomy places the organism in Eukaryota, Metazoa, Arthropoda, Merostomata, Xiphosura, Limulidae. The transcript is spliced from 21 exons. The record is from RefSeq and is a predicted model, not a curated record. Gene Ontology annotation, cellular component: plasma membrane. Gene Ontology annotation, biological process: protein processing. The coding region runs from base 132 to 2354 and encodes 740 amino acids. Gene Ontology annotation, molecular function: metalloendopeptidase activity.